AUGAGCGGGAGCACAAUUCGUUCUGAGAUUCCCUUCGACCACACCUUCGGCCCCAAGGCUCAUAAGGAUCCGGUUCUCGAAUCCACGAGGGAUCCAGUGACGUCUCUCGUGUCGAAGGAAGAUGGAAAACCUUUUGAAGCAAAGACUCCCAAGGAGAUCGCCAUGGUUGCUGCGACGCACAAAUUCUUCCAGACCCUCGCUCGACAUCAGGCAUAUAGAGGUUAUGAUCUGACUUGGACGCCACAAGAGCAUUACGCCGAGCAACAGAGCUUCCUCACGAACCGACAGCUUGUCGGCCGUCUCAAGAACAAGAAACUGCAAAUUUCGGAGAUCAGGGAUCUUUUCUCUAAUCUCAUGGCACUGCAGCUUUUCUUGCGGCAGUGUCAGUGCAGGAGUGCCGUGACGAGGUUGAAUACUAGGACUGUAGUCGCUCUCGAUGGGAUAUUCGCCCUCGCGGAGCUGAUGGAGAAAGCUAUCGGGAAAGGGCCUACGGAUUGGACGGAAUUGAAAACUUGCUUUUCGACCGUGACCUACGAAGAAGUUCCGCACAUGAACUACAUUCCGAGCAUUAGUUGGUUCAAACCCGAAGGUUGUCUAGGCGUUGGAGGUUUUGGAUCGGUGUAUCGAUGCAGAUUCGCCGAUGGAUCGGUGAUUGCUCUGAAGCUCGUUGCCAGAAACCGAAUCAGUAAACUAGACCAUGUGCUCAGCGGGAAAAUCGUGGGUUCUGUGGUUUCAUACCCGUGUAUCCUCUCGACGUAUGCCUUCUUCACAACGGAUCAAUGUCAUGCUUAUGUGACCGAAUUCCUCGAGGGUGUCGAUCUAGCAAAGGUCAUCAAGCAGAGCAAGGGAUUGGACGUGGCUCUGUUGAAAGUCGUUUCAGCGCAAUUAUGUUUGGCAGUGAAUUUUCUCCACGUGCGGGGCGUUAUUCACCGAGAUAUAAAGCCGUCGAAUAUGAUUUUGACGCCUGGGUCUCGUCUGAAGGUGUUCGAUUUCGACACGUGCAAGUUCUGUCUGGGAAAUUUCGACCUCUCGGAAGAUUUCUCUCUCUACAAUAGAAUAUCUUCCCGAGAAUUCAGAGACAAUCGCAUGCCAGGAACAACAGUAUUCACAGCGCCAGAGGUCCUGAGCGGCCGGGCUUACGGUCGCGCGCUCGACUGGUGGUCCGUCGGCAUUUCAAUGAUGCAGAUGUUCACGAACCGCUUCCCUUUCAAAGGGAAAACGAAAUCGAAAAUCCGUCGCGCGAUUUGUAAAUUCAAAUCUCUGGAUUGGCUGCCGGAGGAAAACCCUCCUGCUGAUUUGAAGUCCAUAAUCUCGGGUUUCUUGACAGUCAAGCCAUCGAAACGAUUGGGGUCUCAAGGCCUCAAAAGUAUUCAGAGCGUCGAGUUUUUCGAUUGCUUCGACUGGGAAGGAUGGCGUUCGGGCAAAGCAUCUAUGAAGUGUGAAAUACUCGCGAAACUUCUAGAAGAGAAGGAGAAGCUCUUCAAGGGAAUAGAGGAACGGGCUAAGGAACGGAUAGUCAGGCUCGAGGAUCAAACAAUGAUACAGCCGCAGGAGCCGCUCUUGACGUGGACGAGUCCUUCCUUCAGAGCGUCAUUACAACUGGCUAGUCAAAAACACAGCGAUCCACUCCAGCCCGGCAAUUCACCGAAAUUAGUGAAACCCAUGAAAGACCUAUGGCUGCGAAUCUACAGCAUCCCUUCCUACAGAAGGUUGGAAUGGAAACGACUCGCUCAUGAUGAUCAACGGACCGGCGUCAAAUUGCUCCCAACAUCGGGCAGGGUAUCGCCUGGCCAAAUCGUCAGCGUUUGGGGUCCGGUCGACUCUGCGACGGACACGCUCGCCCAGAUACUCGCCGGGAAGAUCGAAGAUUAUGCCGGCUGCGUGGAAACCUCCCCCGCCGACCUGACUUAUGUCGAAGAUAUCACACAAGCCAACUUCAGCUUCCCAGAGAACGAGACCAUCAGAGAGACGAUCGAAUUUUACUUUAGAACGAUUCUCUACGAGUCCCCGAUCCCGGCAUCGGAGAUCAACAUCGAGGUAGGGAACCUGAUGCGCGAGUUCGGUCUCGAACAGCUGCAGUACAGCUAUUGCAGCACCCUGGACCGCAGUGAGAGGCAGUUGCUCUACGUUAUUUCGAUGCUCCUGAAACCGAGAUCGAUUGUCGUUCUCCAGAACCCGAACCGGCACCUUAGCGGCCUUCAUUGUGUUCUGAUUGCGCAACGUCUACGACUUCUGGCCCGAACUGGUCAUUCUAUCCUGCUGAUGAGCUCGUUUGUCUCGGCGGCAUUCCUGAACAUCAGCGAUCACUUACACCUCAUACACUCGAGCGGGCAGUCGUUCUACGCCGGCUCCUUGAAGGGCCUCGAGAAUUAUCUCCAGGUCCAGGGAGUGGUAGGAAUAGUUCAUCGAUACAGCUAUGAAGAUCUCAUCUACGGCACCUUCUCGCUUGAAGACAAAGACUUCAAGCAGAUCAUGCCCCGCCUCCAGGAUCCGCCUGCAGCAUCUUCGAUGUACUCAGAAGAUCUCUCCGUUCAUGAAUUUCAACCACCAAGAGCCUUCUGGCCGCUCCUCAGUCGAACAUUGAGAAUACUCACCCGUCACGAGCUGCUGCUAAGGACGAAACUUCUGCUCCUCGUGAGUUUCGCAGCCAUGUGCAAACUCGUGCGAGUCCCCGAUCAGUCAAGAGAGAACUCCCGCAUGAUCGUCGACCUCCUCCUGAUCUAUGCAGCCGGCAUCAACUUGCUGUUCUCAACCUUGGAGAGUAGGAAGGUCGACAGAGUGCUCUGUCAGGAUGGGCGAGGACCCCUCAAGGGUGUCUGCACGAGGACUUCCAUCAUUGGCAUUCGACUCCUCAUUCUGGUCGUGUCGGAGUGUUCCCUGAAUUUACUCCUGUGGUUCCUUUUCGCGUCAUGGGUCGGUUUCCCUAGGAUGGAAGACCUGCCGAGCAUGGUCCCGAUGGCCACUAUGUGCUCGCUCUUUUAUGCUUUUGUUGGGAGCAUUAGUGGGCUCUCAGAGACCAGACAGAAGCUCAGUUCUCUGAUCCAUGCAAUGAUCCUUCUAUUCACGCUCUCCGCCAUGGUGAUCUUGAAUCCUACGGAUGAAACUAGAUCGAUCUUCAAAUCAUUCAAUCCGGUGUUCGUGACAAAAGUCAUGAUCCUGAACGCGAGCCCAAACCCCGCGAAAAGAUCUACGGGCAGGUCGGGAGGUAACCGCUCCGAGUUUUGGGGGGACUUCGGGAAGCUCUCCUUGUGUACGCUCUUGAUGCUAGUCAUUUACGUAAUACGCUUCGAAGAGGGCUUGAGAGGCAGACGGAGGCGUCUCCUCAGAUUUUUGUGA
This is a messenger RNA of Galendromus occidentalis (western predatory mite), 3336 nucleotides long. RefSeq lists its product as uncharacterized. NCBI's taxonomy places the organism in Eukaryota, Metazoa, Arthropoda, Arachnida, Mesostigmata, Phytoseiidae. The record is from RefSeq and is a predicted model, not a curated record. The transcript is spliced from 11 exons. Bases 1 to 3336 code for a protein of 1111 amino acids.